Molecule: messenger RNA, 1839 nt
Organism: Vicia villosa (hairy vetch)
Lineage: Eukaryota; Viridiplantae; Streptophyta; Magnoliopsida; Fabales; Fabaceae
Exons: 3
Coding region: 1-1839 (612 amino acids)
Source: RefSeq, a predicted model, not a curated record
AUGAGUAGUGAUUAUUCUGAUGAGAGUGGGAAGGUAAAGUAUCCAUCAUUUGUUCCUCCUAAGAAGUUCAAUGACUAUAAGUGGGUGUUAGGAAGCUUGUUUUCAACAAGGGAAGAGUUCAAGGAAGCUGUGUCAAGUUAUGCUGUUCACAAUGGUAGGGAUUUAAGAUACCUGAAGAAUGAUAAGACUAGGGUCAGAGUGGGUUGCAAGGAAGGUUGUGGAUGGGUGGCUUUGUGUUCUAAAUUGCCACAUGAGGAUACUUGGCAAUUAAGAACAUUAAAUGAUAAUCACACUUGUAGUAGAGAGUAUAAUGUUAGGAUGUUUAAUACAAACUGGCUAGGGAAGAAGUUGUAUUCAACAGUUAGAAUUAACCCCAAUGUCAAACUGACUGCUAUUUGUGACAAAGUACAUGAAAAAUGGAAUGCUGGAAUGAAUAGGAUGAAAGCUUACAGGGCAAGAAAGGCAACAUUAGAUAUGGUUGAAGGGUCUUUCAAGGAACAAUAUAGAAGACUUUAUGACUAUACACAUGAGCUACUGAGAUCUAACCCAAACAGCACCAUCAAGAUCAAUGUCCAAGCAACUGAUGUGAAUCCUACUGAAUUUGAACAACAACCAGAAGAUUAUGUUAUUAGGCCAUUACUACCAAGCUUCCAUAGACUUUAUAUGUGCCUUGAAGCUUGCAAGAAAAGUUUCCAAGUUUGUAGACCAAUAAUAGGAAUAGAUGGAUGUUUUCUCAAGGGCAUCUAUGGUGGGCAGAUUCUUGCAGCAGUUGGGAGAGACCCCAAUGAUCAAAUGUUGCCCAUUGCAAUGGCUGUAGUUGAAGCUGAGACAAAAGAUUCUUGGGCAUGGUUUUUUGACCUGCUAGUUAGAGACUUGGGAGGACAAGAAAUAUGUAAGAAAUUCACUUUCAUUUCAGAUCAGCAGAAGGGACUGUUACCUGCAAUAGAGGAGUUAUUGCCUGGAGUUGACCAGAGAUUCUGUGUUAGACAUCUAUAUAGCAACUUUAGAAAAAGGUUUCCAGGCAAGCAAUUGAAGGAAUUAAUGUGGAGGGCAGCAAAGGCAACCUAUCCCCAAGCAUGGGAAAGGGAAAUGAGGGAGAUGAGAAAGGUUAAUGAGGAAGCAUACAAGCAUUUGUUGAAGAUUCCUCCUAGAUUUUGGAGUAAAUCACAAUUCAAAUAUACAACAAAAAGUGAUGUGUUGGUUAACAAUAUGUCUGAAACUUUUAAUAGUGUUAUUAUUGGACCAAGACAAAAACCAAUUGUAACAAUGAUGGAGGAGAUCAGAGGGUACCUCAUGGAUAGAUGGGCAACUAAUAGAGCCAAGAUUGAAGAGUAUGGUGAGUCUGUACUACCAAGAAUUAAGAAAGUUCUAGAAAGAAGGCAGGAAUUCUCAAGGUUUUUUAUAGCAAGGAUUUGGAUGCUGACUGGGAUUCCAUGCCACCAUGCAUUGUCUUGUAUCCUCAAUAGAUCUGAAGAUCCUACUGAGUACAUUCCUUCCUGGUUUAGGAAGGAGACAUACCAAGCUUGCUAUGCACCUCUGAUAUAUCCAACAAAUGGGGAGAAUUUGUGGGAAUUGACACCAUAUCCUGACAUUCUUCCUCCCCCAUCCAGAAGGGCACCUGGGAGGCCAAAAAAGAGAAGUAAUAGAGAUGCUGAUGAAAAGAGGAAGGAUAGUACUACUGUUUCCAUAAAGUGCUUGCCAAAUAAAUGCUCAGCAUGUGGUCUAUCUGGACAUAACAAAUCAUCAUGUCCAUCUGCACCAAGACAGUCCAACAAUGCAACCACUGCACAAUCUCAAAGUACCACCACUGUCCCCACCCAAACUCCCACAACUGUCUAA